AUGGCGGCGUCUACUACUAAUGUUGUCCGGAAUCCGAAAACUCUGUUCCUCAUCUGGUCACUCUGCAUCAUCUUCUUCUUCUCUCUUCUCCAAAUGGCUAUCAAGAAUUCUGCUACUGCUUCCACUUCUUCAGAUUCUCAUAUUGCAUAUAAGGAGCAAAGGUCAAGGCUGUAUGAUAAAAUGGCAAGGGAUCUGGAUGAGAAAGGAGCAGCCUUUCUUAAACAUGGAGAAACGUCUCAGUCAUUAUCCCUCUCGGAUAUUUUUACCCUGAAAGAAGAUGGAUCAGUUACACCUGUACUUAAGGCAGCCGACCCUCCAGUUAGAGCUAAUGUGUUGUAUCUAAGUCCAGAGCAUUCAUUGCCCAUCUCGGAUGCUGUAAAACAUGUAUUUGCUCCAUAUUUUAAUAAAGCGAUUUGGUUUCAGAACUCUACGGUGUACCAUUUUAGCAUGGUUCAUGCUUCUCAUCACAUUACACCAGUUCCUGCCACUGAAUCCCAGAUUGAAGCUGAAGCAGCUGCUGUUAAAACUGCUGCCGAGAGCUUUUGCCCUUUGAAAAUUGUCUUGGAUAGAGUGGUUUUGACUUCCACCGGUGUGCUUCUGGGAUGCUGGCAGGUAAGUGAUGGAACAGAUCCUGUAACUAUCCGUGCUAAAUUGAGGAGCGUGCUUCCACAUGCCCCGGAACAGCAACUUUAUGACACUGCUAUUCUUCAUACGUCAUUUGCAAGACUCCUUGGCAACCCUACUAUUCCAAACGAGAACAUAGAGAAGAUUCCAGAUGAUGCAAUGCAGCUUUUCCACGAGCUAGUUGCGAAACUGAACAACAAACUCCACGGGUCCCAGGCAGUGGUGUCGGAGCUGUGGUAUGUGGAAGAAUAUGAUGUAUUGGCUCUUGCACUGGAUGGAAGGAUGAAGGUAAGGAGGUUCCAGCUUGGCUGCAAGUCAACUUGA
Messenger RNA from Linum trigynum, 948 nucleotides. The record is from the annotation of a GenBank genome assembly. Lineage: Eukaryota; Viridiplantae; Streptophyta; Magnoliopsida; Malpighiales; Linaceae.